AUGAAAUUAAAGAUUGGUUAUGUGUUAAAAAAUUUAGAUAAUAAUAUAAAAGUAAUUUGUAUUUCAUAUUAUUUAUAUAAUUUAAAAUAUAAAAAAUUAAUUUUAAAAAAUUUAUAUAUUAAAGUGUAUGAUUAUAGAAAUGAAAUUAUAAAAAAUGAUUAUAUAAUUUUAAAAUAUUAUAAAAAAAGUAAAAAUUGUAAUAAUAAAGUUAUAAAGAUUUUAUGA
This is a messenger RNA of Plasmodium gonderi, 225 nucleotides long. The record is from the annotation of a RefSeq genome assembly. NCBI's taxonomy places the organism in Eukaryota, Apicomplexa, Aconoidasida, Haemosporida, Plasmodiidae.